Molecule: messenger RNA, 492 nt
Organism: Pseudocercospora fijiensis CIRAD86
Lineage: Eukaryota; Fungi; Ascomycota; Dothideomycetes; Mycosphaerellales; Mycosphaerellaceae
Exons: 1
Coding region: 1-492 (163 amino acids)
Source: RefSeq, a predicted model, not a curated record
AUGUCUCGUAGCUUGGAACCUGAGAACCUACCUGAGACCAAUCCCUUCAGCGAGAACCCCGAUCCGAAUCUUCAAGCCAGCUCUCGCGGUUAUUCGUGGCCGGUCUCGAUGUCCCGUGGCUUGGGAUCUGAGAACCUGACCAAGACCAAUCCCUCCAGCGAGAGCCCCAGCGAGGAGCAGGCGCAGAAGCUCCACGACAAGCACAACAAAUUCAUGCGCAAGAAAGGCCAGUUCAACGAUCAGCAGCGUAGAGCCCCGUAUAGAGUUCGCAAGCUCAAGACUGGCACGAUGCUGGUCCGUGGUCCUGGCGUCACGAGCAAGACGUAUACUACAAUUCGCUUAACAGGUUUUAUCCUCGAGAAUACUGAUCACUGUGUCUUUAUUGGCCCGCAGAACCAUGAAGUCUCAGAUUACAUUAGCGAGAAGGCCGAGGAAGAGCGUCUCGAUCCAUUGCGCCUAGCUACUGUUUCUAUUUCUAGUCUCGAUACCUAG